Molecule: messenger RNA, 1020 nt
Organism: Ochlerotatus camptorhynchus
Lineage: Eukaryota; Metazoa; Arthropoda; Insecta; Diptera; Culicidae
Exons: 2
Coding region: 1-1020 (339 amino acids)
Molecular function (GO): DNA binding
Source: RefSeq, a predicted model, not a curated record
AUGCAUAUCGACUCAGAAACACUAAUUUCGCUAGUUUUCGCAAAAAAACCACUGUGGGAUAAAACGGUGAAGCAAUACCGGAUCAGGACGUUGGUGGACAAGCUCUGGCGCCAGGUUUCAACCGAAUUAGGAAACGAUGUUACAACGGAAGCUUGCAAGAAAAAGUGGAAGUCACUACGGGAUCAUUUCGGGAAAGAGUUGAGAAAAGUUCCUGCAUAUAGAUCAGGAGACCCAGGACCAGAUAACUACGAGACGUACACCGCUUGGCCACAUUUCAAAUCCAUGCUGUUUCUUAAGGGCCAAAUGAUACCACGAAAAUCUGGAGGCAAUCUGCAAGCUGAUGCCUCCGAGACGAUGGAAUUUUUGAACGAUAAUGACGUGCAGCAAACGACAACAGAGAACACUGCUGACGAAUCAAUUCAGUUGCUUGAAGUCCCGGAUUCAUCUGAUGUUGAUGAAACGAUCCCACGUCCACAACCCAGACCUGGUAAAAGAGGUCUGCAACACCAAUUGGUCGACAUCGAAACACGCAAGUUGAAGCUUUUAGAAAAAAAAGUACGCAAAGCCAACACUGAUGAUGACGAAGACGAGGCAUUUUUUAAAAGUUUGCUACCCCAUGUUCGGAAGUUGAAGCCAGAGGCGAAGUUAUUGUUUCGGAUGGAUAUACAGAAAGUCGUACAGGAACAUGUGUACCAGAAAAACCGUUUCCUGAACGAUCCGAACCAGAACCUCGAUGUACAUGGAGCUGCAACUUCAGAAAAUCCCAUGCUGUUCCAGUAUUCUACUCCAGUGCGAAGUCGAAUGGAAUUUACCGAAACGAUUGGAAGAACUCCCCGCUCACAUGAUGGUUCUGGAUAUCAUAGCUCUCCGCAUUUUCAGAGCCAAGCUGGAAUUGUUACUAUUCUGAACCCGGACGAACAGAUUGAUGCUGCAGAUCAAUUCCCCACAGUCAUUUCAUCUGCAAGACAGUACUACACGGUAAUCACUUCGCCAAUUUCCAGUGCACUAUCACAACAGUGA